AUGAUGGGUGUUUGGAACAAAUUGGAAAGCAGAAAAUCCUCUUGCUUUGUUAUUCUCUUCUCCAACUCUGACAACCUCGAAGUCAGUCAGACCCUCAUUUCCGAUGAUCAACACAUUUGUCCCUCUGUUCUCAUCCUCUGCCUCGGAGUACUUCUCAUUCGACAUUCUUCUUGGAAGGAAGAACCAUUUUCUGUGGAUUGGGGACCAUUGGACAGCUUCAUGGAUCAUGUACCCUGGGUACUCGAUACCGGCGGCUCUACGGACACGGAUGAAAACGUCCUUCCAGUUGACAUGAUGGACGGCUCCAGCAGCAGAGACAUGUUUCACCCACAUUGGAUGAUCGUUUACAUAUUCUCCGUCAGUAGUUGUCCAUUCUUUUCCCAGUCCUCCGACAAUCAAUUCAGUAUCUUUUACUGUCAUCCACUCUCCCUUCAAUCCCUUGAUAACGUUUCCUGGUCCGUCGUUCAGAAGAACCCAUGGAAUCGCCUGAAAGACAAAAGAGUGAAACAACCCUCAGAAUCUCGGGUUGACAUAUCCACUUGUUCUUGGGAACAGAUAGUAGCUUCUGGAAUCGGUGUAACCAACUCCUUCUCUUCCCAUCAUGUAUCUCGAUGCUCGUGGAUUGAACUGCUUCUCACCACGAUGACUGUACAUGUGAUAAGCCAGUCCUCGACUGUCAGAGUAGCUCUUGGAGCAAUAUUCACAGAUGUAUGGCUUGGAACGGACAUCGUUGUACACUCGGAGUGGAUGCUUCGGCUCGUAUCCUUCGGUGACAAACGCUGGUUGUGGAAGAUCUUGCUCAGUGACGGGAAUGAUCUUUUUCUUGCUGACAAGGACGGUUGUGGUCUGGAAAUUAAAACUUCAUUAAGAUUCUGA
Messenger RNA from Caenorhabditis remanei, 876 nucleotides. RefSeq lists its product as uncharacterized. The transcript has 2 exons. The record is from RefSeq and is a predicted model, not a curated record. NCBI's taxonomy places the organism in Eukaryota, Metazoa, Nematoda, Chromadorea, Rhabditida, Rhabditidae. Bases 1 to 876 code for a protein of 291 amino acids.